AUGUUUGAUUCUUUUGACAUCAAGGAUUUAUUACAUGGUUUUGGCAUUAUUGGAGACCACAUAUGCAAUACUUUGAUAGCAGUGCAUGCUGACAUCAAGGAAACUGUAGUUGGUUCGCCUUGCAGCUCUUGUCUUACCUACUCCAUGCUGCUACUCUGGUAUCCCAACAGCUGCAAAGAGGCCUUGGUUUGGAACAAGCUUUCCAAAGAUCCUGUGGUGAGGUGUUCAUUUACUCACAGCACUCUCUGUUUGCUCAGAAGCAGGUGCAAGAAAUUAUUAAGAGACACGCUUGUAGUAUUAUGCCUACAGACAAAAGUUGUUUGUUGUCCGCUGGUCUGUGGCCCAACAAAGUGCCUUCUGGCCUUCUUUGUGCUGAAGAUUCUCAGUUGUCUACUAUUCUAAGGGAUGGACAAGUUCUCCUUUAUGUCUUGAAUCGACACAGUUUAAAAAAACAACAGGACUUAUCCUCUUACUUUGCAAGAUCUUGAAAAGAUAGCACAAUCUUAUCCUACGGACAGUCUUAAUUUUAGUAUUGUAGAGUUGGAAGCUCAGUGGUUGGAUGAACCUGUGGUUAUUCAGCAGUCUGUCCAACUCAUCUUGGAGAAAUCAACGUCAGUAGACUGGAUGCUAAGGAUGCGUUGGCUGUGCCACUUGGCAAAGGUUCUGCCCGAUGAAAUGGAUCAGAUUCAAACAGAGAUAGAUGCUGGAGCACAUGCUUUAAGCAAGUUUUACUCUAGUCCACUCCCUAAAGAAAUGAGCAGCGUGAUGAAACUCAUUCAGACUUUCAUCUUAGAUGAGAAUUGCAUCCCACUUGAUCUCCGCUGGAAUAUGCAGUUAUUGGACUUUGUGAAGCAUUACCUUAGCCUUGACACAGGCAUGGAACCUGAGAAGGAACUAUUUAGCAUGCUAGACAAUGUCACAAACAGGGGUUUGGUUCUUCUUAACCGGCAACAAAUAUCUUAUAUUGAGACUCAUUCAUCCAGAAAUCUGAAGAGAUCAAGUGCUUUGAAAAUUGCAGUAGAUUUUCACCAAGAUCCAGCUGUUCACCAUGACCUUCCUCAUCCAGUGGUUGCCCAUCUUGUUGCAUUUUUUGACCUUUGGGACAUGCUUGUCUUUGAGUGCCUUCAGUCCAACCAUACUCCGCUAUCAAAUGAAGCUACAAAUGAGUUGUUAUGUUGCCUCCGUUGGCGUGAUCGGUUCAGGGUGUUGUCUGAGACUGUUGGACUGGAGCCAGCUGAUUUGGCCUUGCUAACCUUCCAUUGGCAGUGGCUAGUAAAGUACUCCUUGAAACCAAUAAAACAGCUGUUCCUUGGACAUGAGCAUCAGAGGCUUUCUCAGGAAGUUCAGUCUGUGUCUGAGAGUAUUCAAGACUGCCUUUCAUCCACACAAAUGCCUGCUAGUGUAAAACUACUUCAAAAAAUUCUUGGCAAACCUCUACCCUUCAAGGAUGACUCUGUGGUACAGUGUAUGGAUAAACUGAAAGCUCUAAGCACUUCCCUUAAUGUAGUUGAUCUGAGACCAGAUAAAGGAGAGAGUGGUUGCCAGCGUGAUUUUUACAGAUUAAAAGCUGCUAGCUCUGACUGGGACACAAAAUACAAAUUGCUUCAGGAAUGGACAUCUAUCCUUCGUGCAAAUCAUCAAGAAGAUGGGAACACU
Molecule: messenger RNA, 1656 nt
Organism: Staurois parvus
Lineage: Eukaryota; Metazoa; Chordata; Amphibia; Anura; Ranidae
Source: the annotation of a GenBank genome assembly